AUGUGUUGCAGUCAUUAUUUAUAUGAGUUUCUGUUUGUGUCCAACAGGCAACCAGUUACGAAAAAUACAUUCCGACAGUACAGAGUUUUAGGGAAAGGAGGCUUUGGAGAGGUGUGUGCGUGUCAGGUACGGGCCACGGGGAAAAUGUACGCUUGUAAGAAACUGGAGAAAAAGAGAAUAAAGAAAAGGAAAGGGGAGUCCAUGGCGCUCAAUGAGAAACAGAUCCUGGAGAAAAUCAACAGCAGAUUUGUAGUCAGUUUAGCGUACGCCUACGAGACGAAGGACGCUCUUUGCCUGGUGCUGACCCUGAUGAACGGGGGGGACCUGAAGUUCCACGUCUAUCACAUGGGCGACGCCGGCUUCGACGAGAAGAGAGCCGUGUUCUACUCUGCAGAGAUCUGCUGCGGGCUGGAAGACCUGCACCGAGAACGCAUCGUCUACAGAGACCUCAAACCAGAAAACAUCCUGCUGGACGACCACGGCCACAUCCGGAUCUCAGACCUGGGUUUAGCGGUUCAUGUUCCAGAAGGACAGACCAUCAAAGGACGCGUGGGAACCGUAGGCUACAUGUCUCCGGAGGUGGUGAAGAACGAGCGCUACACGUUCAGCCCCGACUGGUGGGCGUUGGGCUGCCUGCUGUACGAGAUGAUCGAGGGCCAGUCUCCCUUCCAGCAGAGGAAGAAGAAGAUCAAGAGGGAGGAAGUGGAGCGGCUAGUGAGGGAGGUGGAGGAGGAAUAUUCCAGCAAGUUUUCCGAGGACGCCAAGUCCCUGUGUCGAAUGCUUCUGGCCAAAGAGCCCUCAGAGAGGCUGGGAUGUGAGCAAGGGGGAGCCUCAGAGGUCAAAGCCCAUCCCCUCUUCCGCUCCAUCAACUUCAAACGCCUCGCUGCCGGCAUGCUGCAGGCGCCAUUCAUUCCUGAUCCGCAGGCCAUCUACUGUAAAGACGUGCUGGACAUCGAGCAGUUCUCCACAGUGAAAGGAGUGGAGCUGGAGCCCAAAGACGCGUCCUUCUACUGCAAAGUGUCCACCGGCAGCGUGUCCAUCCCCUGGCAGGACGAGAUGAUCGAGACAGAGUGCUUUAUGGAGCUGAAUGUUUUCCACCAGGACGGGACGGUUCCUCCAGACCUGGACUGGAGGGGACAGCCGUCUCCUCCGCCCAAACAGGGUCUGCUGCAGCGACUCUUCGGCCGGCAGGACUGCUGUGGUAACUGCAGCGACAGCGAUGAGGAGCCCACCAGGCUGUGACAAACACAAACACACACACACACACACACACACACAGGAUCUAAUUUGUUUACAACUUUUGCACAUUUGUAUUUUUAACAUAAUACUAUCUCUAAAUGUCAGAAUGUAUAUUUUCAACAUAACCAUAAUGUUAAAUGUUAUUUAAAAAAUAAAAAGUUGUGAAAAAUUACUGGUUGACGCGUUCCAAACGAGGAGACGGGAACUUACGGAAGAUGAACAGAUAUUUUUGUUUUUUGCUUUUGUUGAUUUUUGGAAGACUUUUUUUCACAUCCACUUAAACACAUGUCCAUCUCACUGAUCUGGAAGCUGCUGCUGGAGCAGAUCCACUGAAACGCUUGCUGUAAAAGUGCCUUGCUGUAGGGCACUGUGGCAGACUAACGGAGGACUGAGCGUACUUUCCCCACUUUGUCCAGGGAAUCAAACCAGUGACCUUCAGCUCAUGAACUCUGACCACUUUUCUUCUUCCUUCCAUUCUGCUGAAAGAAACCUCACUGCUCUUUCUUCUAUUUAACGUUUUAAAAUGAACUUUGCUUGGUUUUUAAAUGGAGAUGCCAGGGCCAAGAAUUUGUCUCUAUCUGCAGAUAUUUUUAUAUCAAUAGUAUUAUUGUUUUUCUUUGAUUAAGGAUUUCUUUACACUGUAACUUGCGUUAGUGCAGCUCCUCUUAUUAUUGUCAAGAGUGUGUUUUUCUUAUAGAUACAACAGUUGUUUUGUUCCUUUUUACAGAAACUCUGAGACUUAAAUUAAUCAUUUUCAUGCUCUGGAAAAAUUAGGCUAACAUUGGAUUUUCACUAGGUUCAUAAGUUUCAGUUUCUGGACUUCAGACAUUUGUUUAGUCCUUUCAUUUAGUCAGUUGUUGAUUUUCAGAUACAUUUGACUGACAGAGCUACUCAUUUUAAACCCUUUUUUGGUGAAAGAUUCAGCACACAGUUUAAUCUGUUGGAAGAAUACAGUUGACAUAUUUGCAUGUUGAGCUUACCAGCAAAACUUGUUAUUCAAAUAAGUCGAUGUUCGAUCAGAAUCCUAGUAUUUAGUUGCUACUUUCAGUAAUUAGCAUUUAUUUAAGUUGCGUUCCAAACACAGCGUUUUGUUACCACUUGUCUCUCAGGGUUUCUGUAGAAUGUAUUCCUUUACGCAAUUGUAUCCUCUCUCCCUCUGUGUCUUUUCUUCAUGAGCAGAUGAUGGUCGGAUGAUUCUCAGACUGUGCAGGUUUACAUAUGUUCUCCCUGCUGGUAGACCAUGUCAUGUAUGUAUGGGAGCAACAAAGAAAGAGUAACUCAAGCUUUGGGGAUAAAUCCUGGGAUUGCAGGGAAACGCCUCUGUUGCAGUCUUCUUCAAACAGAAUGGCCUCUGAUUGUAAAGCUAUUAAAAUGAAAUACCUCUGAAUGUACCAAUGGCUUUCAUGUUAUUUCUGAGGUUGAAGAAGACCGAUGACAGACACCAGACGAUAUGGAACUAAAUGUCUGGAACAAUAUGAUUUAAAAACAACAUCUGAGUUGCAUCUCGUCUUAUCUAACCAUGCUGAUUUAUUUUUAUUUGCUCAGGUUUUCAAAUAGAAAAACAUAUCCCUGUGUGUGCAAGUAUCCCAGCAUGCAUUUCUAUCAACCAAAAUAGCAAGAUUUAAACCAAAACUAUCUGCAUGGCCAGAUAUGAUUGCAGUUAGGAGAUAAAAGUGUGUUUUUUUUCUCAUUUGAAUGACCUUAUCUUUAAAGUCUAGAGCUGCAACUAACCAUUAAUUCAUGAAUUUUCUGAUUGUUUAUAAAUCAGUCAAUGAGCUGUCGAUGAAUAUGUCAGGAAAUCUUGAAUGCUAGUUAUAAUAACAGCAGUUCUCAAAUGACAGUCCAAAACCAAAAGAUAAGCUUUAAAUUAUAAUGUUUGAGAUGAUGGAUUCAGCAAAAGUUUAUAAAUGUUUGCUCUAAAAUGUACUAAAUUAAUUAACUGAUUCUUUAUAAUUGCCCUUUUUUUUGAUUGACUAAUGGAUUAAUCAUCAAAGUGUUGCAGCUCUAAUACACUGUUUUUUGAAAAGCAGAAUUCAUCCUUUCAGAUGUUUUUUUAUAUUUUUCCAUCUUUGUCAAUUUUUUUUGUUUAAAAUUAAAAAACAAUGGUCUGCUUUUUAUAAAUCUCUUUUGAAAAGGGAUUCUUUUUGAAUGUGUGUGUGCAGAGAAUGGUCUAUUGUUUAGUUUCCUUUGUAUAAAUCAGUCUUAAAGCCUGUCAUACUUUGCAUUCUGCUCUCUGCCUUUGUUCAGCCACAGAGCCCUCCACCAGUGUAUUGUGAAAGCGGUUCAUUUAAACCAGUUAAAUUAGAUCAAAGAUGACAAAGUCCUUCCCAUCCAAGGUGCCUUUUUGUGUUUAAAGGUUUUCCUCGCCUCUUUUUAUACACACUGUGCUCAUUCAAAGCCUGCUGCUGCGUCAGCGUCACUUCCUGUCUGUGGUGAAUCUCUGUUUGUUGUCAAAACCAUCACUCUGGAUGUCUCUGUGAAAAGGAGGAUGAUGAGACUGAAGAACCUCUGGACUUAAAGACUGCUGUGGACUUUCUGGAGUCUCUGCUUUUAUAAAAGACAGAGGUCAAAGGGGACAUUUUGGAAUCAGGAAAGCUCCCUAACAUCCUCCAUGGACGUGUGAAUCAGAACUGCUGUGCUGUGUCUCUGCUGUCAGAAAAUACUGUCCUUCAUGUUAUCUUUGUGUUGAGGAUGCCCUGUAAUCUGCCUUAAAGGAUGAUUCCACUUUAUUACAACUUGGUCUUAUUUAGUUUAUUCAUCAUUUGUGCCAGAAACAUUGUAUGUGAAAUUGUGAGAUUUCAGAUGAAAGAUUUCUGUCAUUUUUAUAUUUUUUCUGUGAUCUCCUUGCUGCUUUGAUGUGGAAAAGCUGGAAAAAAGCAUUGUUAUAAUAUCAAAUUGAGAUGAUCUAUGUAGAGUUGAUCAGGGCGAUCACAGUCCUGAUGAAGAUGAGCUGCAUUUUAGAGACUUAAUUAGCAUAGGUCAAACAUCCUUUCACUCUCAUUGAAUGGAAAUUGAGAGCAAAAGGUUAGAGAUUUAAGACAACAAUGCUCAAAAGAAAGUCAAAAGAGGGUGUAACACCGGACUCCAGAUGUCAAAACUUGAAUUUCUUUCACUUCUGCUCGUAUUUGUUCAAGAAAUGAAGCAGGGUUUCAGGGGCGCAGCUCUGAAUUGUUCAUGGGCCAUCCAUUCAUAAGUACUGAGAGCCUUAAACAGCAUCCCAUAAUAAACAGACUGAUGUCCUUCAUUUUCACUCCACUUAAUCCAAAGUAUGAAAUGCUCCUGCCACUUUGGUGAUGAUCACAAGUUUAUUUUCUGCUCAGAUUGGUUAUGAAAGCCGCUUUUCAAGGGAACAUCCACCCUCAAACCCUGAAAGGCUUUUUUAAGAAAAGGUGAUGUAAACCGCUUUCACGUCACAAUGAGGUAUUGAGUGACGCUAGUACAGCUGAACUGAUGAAAAAUCUUUUUGAACUGAUGAAAACUUGAGGUGAACAUGAAAAUCAAUACCAAAAUAAUCAGUAGAGAAAGCAAGCACUUGUAUACUGUAUAUUAUAAUUCAAUCGUGUAAACAUUUCAAUUUCAAUUUUUUUCUGGCUGGACAUUGUGAGAGUAAAUCAAAGCAACACAAUUAAAAAUGUUAUUUGCCAAAUA
This is a messenger RNA of Notothenia coriiceps (black rockcod), 4887 nucleotides long. RefSeq names its product G protein-coupled receptor kinase 6-like. Gene Ontology annotation, molecular function: ATP binding; G protein-coupled receptor kinase activity. The record is from RefSeq and is a predicted model, not a curated record. Gene Ontology annotation, biological process: protein phosphorylation; regulation of signal transduction; signal transduction. Lineage: Eukaryota; Metazoa; Chordata; Actinopteri; Perciformes; Nototheniidae. Bases 1 to 1242 code for a protein of 413 amino acids. The transcript is spliced from 10 exons. Gene Ontology annotation, cellular component: cytoplasm.